UGGUUUACGGAAUCAUAGGAAUUUAGAACAUCACACAUUUUGUGUGUGUCUUCUUUCUGUCACGUCUGAACAUGUCCGCUACUCAAGUCUCUGGUAUCUCGGAUAUCCAUCACCAUCCAACCAGCGUAGCAGAAACCCUCUCUGUAACAACAAGCGAGACGGUUGUUCCUUCUAUGGUACAACAUGUUGGAGGCGUUUCUCUGAGUAAUGAAGUAACUGUCAAUCCCAUUUCUUUACAACAACCUGUACCUCUCACCGUCAACGUGACAGUACCUGGUGACCAGGCACAUCAUUCACUAACACCUGUCGGCACAUCUUUGGAUACCCACUCUUCUAUUACAGGUUCCAUAGCCGAUCGUACUUCAACAGCACUUCUAAACAUUGCAUCGAAUUCGCUCAACCUCACCGAGAUAUUGAAUGCGCAGCAACAAGCUUUGGAGCAGUUUCAAUGUCAACUACAGCUAGCCCAACAGACGGAAGCGAUCAACCAACGUCUUGAUACUAUCGAGAGGACUCUGAAUAGUCUCAUUCACCAGAAAGCGCACGAAGAUGCCGUGAAGAAUCAAGUGCAGAUACACACACCACAGACGCAUAUGGUACAGCUGGAUGCGUUGGCCGCGGUUACACCGGUACUUACACCAGUACGUCCGUCACAGCAGCUGCAGUUGACCACUCCGGACAAGAUGGAUUCACUUUCGGAUCACUCUAUGCUCAGCGAUGGAAGGAAGAAGAAACUACCACGGGAGCUAUGUAGCAAAGUUCGCUCCACCUAUCACUCUAUGAACCUGGAGUUCAAAAUAGACGAGAGGUUUCUGAGCCCAGCCAACCAGCGAGUCACUGACUCUCUCAUUGACACUGUCUUUACUGACACCAAUGGAGCCUACAGUGCUAAGGACAUCAAGCGCUCUGUGCACCGUUACUAUGAGUCUCGAAGACGACUAGGGAUUGAGGAACUUCCUGACAGACAGGGAAAGGCGGCGGAACAGAAGAGAAGGAGAAAGCAUCGUGCUAGACAGCAGAGAUCCUUUGACAGGCGUAGGAAGUUUGUUCGGGACACUGAGAGUCAGUACUGGUCGUUUGUAUCCCCCGCCUGUAUGACAGAGGAGUCAGACUCGGAACAAGGGGAGAAGAUUGUCACUCACCAACUGCUUUGGAGAUCAGAGUUUAUGAACCAGUUUGUUCAAAAGCUGGACAGUCGCUAUGAUAAGUCCAAGAAGCCAGGCACUGGGACCACAGUCAAGCGAACCAGAGUAGCAGGUCUCUCCUCCACCUCUCAGCCUCCCCCUAGCCUUCCCCAGUGGAUGAUUGACCCCACCUAUAAGAUCCCCGCCCCCCUACCAGGAGUGUGUAUGAGUGACCCCACUCUGGACAGCCAUUCCAUGGACAGCCAUUCCACUCCCUCUGUGGCUGACGAUGUGACAACGUACACCACCCUCAUUGCUGACGUUCAAGAGGUCCACGAAGAGUCCAGUGACUUUGAACUGCCGGAGACUGUCGUAGCUUAAACUUAGCGCUGGUUGAUAUCCGUGUAGACAAACUGGAUCUCUGCAAUGUCACGCUGUUGUAUUAGUAGUCACUUUGUUUGUUGUAUGCCACUUUUGGAUACGUUUAAUUUUUGCUGUAUGUUCUAUUUUAUUCCAUUACUGUUGUUGUAUGUGCAAAAUAAUUAAUGCAUACAUGUACUCAUCGAUUUUUAGUGAUAGUUCACUUUGUUACUAUA
Molecule: messenger RNA, 1720 nt
Organism: Halichondria panicea
Lineage: Eukaryota; Metazoa; Porifera; Demospongiae; Suberitida; Halichondriidae
Exons: 8
Coding region: 72-1505 (477 amino acids)
Source: RefSeq, a predicted model, not a curated record